AGAGACACAUACAGCAUAAAAUGCUUUGCUAUUGUUUCCUUACAUGCAAAUAAAAUACAAGGGAAGAUAGAAAUGAUGUACAUCCCUGGAGAGAUAGCCAUUGGUCCUGGCAUUAAGGUAUGACUGAUCUCCUUUUCAUGUUUGGGAUGGCUGAACCCUAACCAGACAUGCUGCAGUACAAGCAGAGGGCCAGGGCUCCUCCUUUGUCAUUUUUUAGAGACGGAUCUGGAAGACCCCGUGGUAAUGAGGAUAGGGUUCGACUGGCUAGAGGUUCUACCAGCUAUCAGUGGAACUCUGAAAGCAAUUAUGUUUAUUACAUUGAGGAUGAAGAUGAUGAUGUAGAGGAAGUGAGAUGGGCGGAACGAGAAGAAAAACGACUGGAUGGAUGGAAAAAGCAGUUCAUUUCUAGCCAUGAACAUGGAUCCUAUGAUGAUGACCAAGACAUACGUUUACUUUCUCCCUCUGUUUUUGGAAAUGCUCGCAGCAACUUGCUACAUAUUAAUGUGGGUGGAACAGCUUACUUUAUAUCUUACAUGGUAGCAGCUGGUUAUCCCAAAACCCGGAUAGGGCGAUUGGCAACAUAUACUGAUCGGCAACGUAAACUAGAUCUAUGUGAUGAUUACAACCCAGUAGAGGAUGUCUAUUUUUUUGACCGUGACCCAGCUUUAUUUCAUCAUAUCUACAACUUCUAUCGUACUGGGGUGUUGUGGAUAAGGGAUGAGUUGUGCCCUCGCAGUUUUCUGGAAGAAAUCAACUAUUGGGGUGUAAGGGUAAAACAUACUCCUCGUUGCUGUCGGAUAUCAUUUGAGGAGAGGCAAGAUGAGCUCAAUGAGCAGUUAAAGAUCCAAAGAGAACUUAAAGCUGAAAUGGAGACCGAGGAGAAUGAGGAAUUCUUUAGAGGAAUGUUUUAUGGACAGCUGAGACGCCGUAUCUGGAACUUAAUGGAAAAACCCUUCUCUUCAGUCACAGCCAAGGCCAUGGCGGUAGCAUCCAGCUUCUUUGUUCUCAUAUCGGUUGUGGCUAUGACACUUAACACAGUUGAAGAUAUGCAAUACAAAAAUGCUGCUGGGCUUGCUAGUGGUAGACCUUAUCUGGAGCAUGUGGAGACCAUCUGUAUUGCAUUCUUUACUCUAGAGUACAUACUACGUCUCAUCUCAACUCCAGACAUACAGCAUUUUUUGCGCAGUGUUCUAAACGCGGUGGACCUCAUUGCAAUAUUGCCACUCUAUUUACAAUUGCUUCUUGAAACGUUUUCUGAUGAGGAUGAAGGUGGUAAAAGGUCCAGCCAUGAGCAUGAAAUAGAGGCUGUAGGACGAGUCGGCAAAGUUGGACAAGUACUUAGAAUAAUGAGACUGAUGCGUAUAUUCCGAAUCCUUAAGCUGGCACGCCAUUCUACAGGACUAAGAGCUUUUGGGUUUACUCUUCGACAGUGCUACCAACAAGUGGGCUGUCUAUUCCUCUUCAUUGCCAUGGGAAUCUUUUCUUUUUCAGCUAUGGUCUACACGGUUGAACAUGAUGUCUCUGGCACAAACUUCACAAGUAUUCCUCAUGCCUGGUGGUGGGCAGCAGUCAGCAUCUCUACGGUGGGAUAUGGAGACACUUACCCAGAAACUCAUCUUGGUCGUCUGUUUGCUUUCCUUUGCAUUGCUUUUGGGAUCAUUCUAAAUGGAAUGCCCAUUUCCAUUCUUUAUAACAAGUUUUCAGAUUACUAUAGCAAACUAAAAUCCUAUGAAUAUACUACAAUUCGAAAGAAAAGAGGAAAAGUUGAUUUUACCGGUCGAGCUAUGAAGACAAUAUCUGAGUGCUGUGCUUUGCCAACACGGCAUCUGCCAGGACACCACUGAAGUGAUCUACGAAGGAUUAAUCUGUAUCUCUUACACUGACAAACUGCUUAUUUAAAGGUACCAUCAUAGAAAAAUUAAAACUUUUAGGAGAAGCGAAAUAUUUGCAAAUCUAUCCUAUCCUCUACAUUAAAGCAGAACUUUAUCCAUAACAGUUUGAUAACAAUUAAUGUUCUUUAAUAAAAGGAUAUACAUUCUACAUUAUUAAUUGUGCAACCAAAAUUAGUGCGCUUUAAAUUGCCUCCAGCAAUGCUCUUCUUGCUGAAGGCUGCCAUUUUGUUGAAGAGUAGUCACUUUCUGCAAUAAAAUAUGUACAUCCUUUGUGUGUCUUGGCUCAAUUUGAAAGGAAGGCUGACAGAAGCUUUACAGUGCUCAGUCUCAGAGAAAAAGGAUCGAAUAUCAGGCAGAUAAGAUAUGACAAUAUCCUUGUAAGUUUAACUAUUUUGUGUCUCCCUGGCAGCAGUUUGUCCUGUCACCUCUCGCGCUUUUCUUUUCUCCCUCCCAAAUCUUUGUUCCCUUCACACAGUCUGUCAUUUCUGUUGCUUUCUUACCCCUUCAGCAACAGUAAAUCUUAAAACUAUCAGCUGAUCGGCCUCUAGUGGCUCUGUUUUUAAGUACAGCGCUGAGAUUCGAUAGCA
This is a messenger RNA of Rana temporaria (common frog), 2479 nucleotides long. RefSeq names its product potassium voltage-gated channel modifier subfamily V member 2 (gene KCNV2). Gene Ontology annotation, cellular component: voltage-gated potassium channel complex; membrane. NCBI's taxonomy places the organism in Eukaryota, Metazoa, Chordata, Amphibia, Anura, Ranidae. The record is from RefSeq and is a predicted model, not a curated record. The transcript has 2 exons. The coding region runs from base 168 to 1844 and encodes 558 amino acids. Gene Ontology annotation, biological process: potassium ion transmembrane transport; protein homooligomerization. Gene Ontology annotation, molecular function: voltage-gated potassium channel activity.